This is a messenger RNA of Orbicella faveolata, 2423 nucleotides long. Its product is annotated as gamma-aminobutyric acid receptor subunit gamma-4-like. The record is from RefSeq and is a predicted model, not a curated record. Gene Ontology annotation, cellular component: membrane. Gene Ontology annotation, biological process: monoatomic ion transmembrane transport. Gene Ontology annotation, molecular function: extracellular ligand-gated monoatomic ion channel activity; GABA-A receptor activity. Lineage: Eukaryota; Metazoa; Cnidaria; Anthozoa; Scleractinia; Merulinidae.
UGAGCAAAAUACACGUCACAGGAUGGGUUCUUUCUAUACCCUCCUCGGAUUUCGGAAACUGGGAGUGAUGUAAAAAUACCUAAAGAGGGUUUACCUUGUAAAUGAGGCCUAUAUGGGCGAUGAACUCUCUCACUCUUAAUCUUCUUUUGGUUCUGAUCAAUUUUUAUCACUAACCAACAAACGUCAGCCAGUUUGGGCGUGGUUUAGGGUAUUACCAUUGUUUACCCUUUUUGUCUUUCGUCAGAUGGUCAUACAGACAGGGACAUUGUGUUGAAAUGGAAAAACUCCUCUAUUCAAAUCGCCAACAAAGAAAUGGCACAAUUCCUCGUUGGUGAAGCUACUUUGUCCACUAGAGUCAACACGUUCAUUACUGGGAACUACACAGUGUUGACGGUGACGUUUCCGUUUAAGAGGCGCAUGGGUUAUUACAUCAUCCAGGUGUACAUACCCUGCAUAUUUCUGGUCAUGCUCAGUUGGAUCGUGUUCUGGAUGAGGCCGGAUGACAGCGCCAGUAGAUUGACCGUGGGCAUCACCACUAUACUGACCAUUGUGUUUUUGCUCGGUUACACAAACGGAAUGCUUCCAAAGGUCAGCUAUGUUAAAGGAAUGGACUGGUAUCUAAUGGUGUGCUUCACAAUCAUUUUCUUGAGUUUGUUGGAAUGCAUUAUCGUGGACAGACUGUGGAGAGCAAACGCCAAGAAAGUAGAAGACGAGAAAAAGAAUGGCAACACGAGCAAAAGGAAAAGCAAGUGCUCGAUAAGGAAAACGGAUGGGUUAAACUGCAGUUAUGUUUCAGAAGUACAAAUCUUACCGCCGAAGAAAAAAGAGACUGGCACUCAGACGAACAACAAAGAUGCAAAUUUGAACAAGUGGGAGACAGAAGAACACGAAGAGAUAUUUCACAUGAUAAAAGAUGAAUACAGGCACUUAAGUCUCGAUCAUGUGCGCCCACACUUUUCAGGAGGAACCUGGGUCCAGGAAAAUAAGGAGCAUGCGCAUUACGACACAGUUGUUCGGUGCUUCGUCAAAAGAAAUUGUUGCCCGAUGGAACUUUCGGCAAGGGUGGACAAAGCAAGUCGCAUAUUGUUUCCUUUGUCAUUUCUGCUUUAUAACAUCGCUUAUUGGGUGACUUACUAUUAUGGUAUAACUGUUUUGCCCUACAGAAUAUGAUAUCAUAUAAAAAAGAUUGAUAACAAUAAUCGUACGAUGUAAUUAAAGUCAACAUUUAGAGCUUAUACCGACAAGCAGUGCGCCCGCUUUGUUGGUUCUUGCCCCUGGGAGACGGGGGUGCGAAGAACUCUUUAGGUAGACUUUCGGAGAUACUAGUCAUGCCCCUGGGGGGUUCAAAACCGUACCUUCGGUGAGUGUAGCAUUGAAGUCUCAUUGAGAGCAGUGCCUGCUCUCAGUGUGGGCAUGCAAUGCAAUUCACAAAUAAAGGGGACAUAGUUGUCAAGAAAUAAACAAAGUUUGUACCUCUCAGGGCAAAAACUAAGCUUUAGACAUAUACACGGAAAAAAAUUAGCUUCUUUUUCAGAUUUUUUGACCGAUCGUGAUGGAUUGCGCAUCCGAAGAAAGUCAAAAUUUCUCAAGUUUGUUUGUUUUUUCGACCUUUUUUUUCUAUUUGAACUUUGGGCCCAAUCUUGCGUGACUUGCAGCUUCCAACAAGUGUUUGGAGACAUGCUAUGUUGGUCAUUCAGUGCGUGAAAAUCCAAUUAUUGCUGUUGUUUAACCUCGCGCUCUAAUUAAGGACAUUCGCUGUCCACCAAUGAGAACAGAGAAUAAAAUGUAUAACAAUAAUACCAGAUAGUGGCAAUGUCAUUUUAUUUAACACUAGAAGAACACUAGGUGGUAAUAAAAUUGAUGACUUUGUCGGCCAUUGACAACAGCGCCCUGCUUAGUGCGGAACGCUUUGCCGUUACCCAGUAGCCAAUGACAAUCAGGGGCUGUGAAAACAACAUAGAAACGGCCUACCACAUGCAGUGAUUCAUAGAAAACGUUGUAAACAUGUAACCUUCCUUUGUAUUAUGCCGAAAAUUCCCUUGAUUAACUGUAAUUUCCGGUUUAAUGUGUUCUUAGUAAACGACUAUAAGAAAUUCAUCAAUUUAAGACAGGUCCUUUGACAAAAGUCCGUUGAGACAUAAGUGCAGUCAUAAGUCGGUUGUUUUUCUCACAAUUUGGAAAGUACAAGACUUACAAAAUGUCAUGGAUAGAGUGUGAAUUAAAUUUGGAAGCUAUUGUUCGAGUCCUAAGACGAUGAUUAUUACCAAGGACUUCAUUACUUGAGUAUACACCUGCCCAGACAUCCAGCUGAGAACUGAACUACAAACCCUCAACACUUCGAGCUUCUAGAAAAAUUCGAGGAAAAAACCUCUGUUGUCUAAUCAGUGUAGUAAAGAGCUCUUGAGGAACUAAUGACCAAUCGU